Aphanomyces astaci is the source of this 523-nucleotide messenger RNA. RefSeq lists its product as hypothetical. The transcript is spliced from 4 exons. NCBI's taxonomy places the organism in Eukaryota, Oomycota, Saprolegniomycetes, Saprolegniales, Verrucalvaceae. The record is from RefSeq and is a predicted model, not a curated record. Bases 50 to 466 code for a protein of 138 amino acids. Gene Ontology annotation, cellular component: centrosome; cilium; intraciliary transport particle B. Gene Ontology annotation, biological process: intraciliary transport.
ACACACUUCGACUUGUUCCACCACCGUCUUCGUUCGUGCACAGCUCGUCAUGGACCUUGCAUUAGACGUGGAAGGUGCUCAAGUGACGUCUGCGACGUCGUUUGACCCCAAGUUUCCGCCGUCCAACGUCCUCGAUGGAGACACGGGCACAAAGUGGGCUACGUGUGGCCUGUAUCCUCAAGAAAUCAUCGUUCAGCUCGCCACGACGUCUGUGAUUUCCAAAGUUAAGACGUGGACCACCAAUGCCAAGCAUGUCGUGGUCGAAGUGUGUGCCGGUCCGUUGCCUACAAAAUGGGAAAAGGUUGUCGACACCAACAUUGGCGAAAACGACGGCAACCUCCAAAUCGAAACGCAGGCCGUGACCCGCGAAGACGCGUCGUUCGUCAAGGUCAAAGUGUUGUCUGGGUACAAUGACUUUAUCACGGUGCAUCGCAUUUCAGUCGAAGGCAAAGCGCCUCGAAAGUGACCAAACUACCCCAUGACAAUUAACAGUUAACACCAGUUUCGCAUUAUUUUGGCUUCA